AUGCCAGAAUUGGAGGACACCUUCCAGUACCUCCUGCACAGAACCGGACCCUUGGCGGGACUGGACAUACUCCAGUUCCAAGGGUUCAUUAACACGAAAUACGCCGAUCCAUCGGCGGACUACCCGGACGUGCAAUAUCAACAUAUUCGCUUCGCUUUCAACGACGUAGAAGCCACCCGGCGGGUUAGUGAAGUCACUGGAUUUACGGAUGAAGUGUAUAAAGCCGUCUUCGGUAUUCCCAACUCGAAAGCUGAGAUCUACAUGCCACUCGCAGUCUUGCAACGUCCAAAGAGCCGUGGAACGAUUCGUCUGCGAAACAAAGACCCUUUGCAGCCACCCGUCAUCGAUCCCAGUCCCUGGGGUCCUGGGGCUUGUGGCCUGUGCCUCACCAGGCGUCUCGCCAGACAAGAACCGACACAGCUUCGCGACCUCGAAAACCUGCGCUCCCCACCACCGGGCUACGGGCGAUAUGCAGAAACUGUAUCUCAACACUAG
Gryllus bimaculatus (two-spotted cricket) is the source of this 495-nucleotide messenger RNA. Lineage: Eukaryota; Metazoa; Arthropoda; Insecta; Orthoptera; Gryllidae. The record is from the annotation of a GenBank genome assembly.